AUGAUGGAAACCAUACCAGAAGAAGAACAAAGCUGUACAUCAGAUGGUAAAGUAAUUUACUUACAGCUUUGGGCUGUACCUGUAGCUUUGUCUAAGACAACAGAAAGAAGAAAAAGUGAUGGUUUUAAUACAAUAGUUAUUGGAGAUAUUGAAGAAUAUUCAAAUCAAAACAAUAUCCAACAGUCUAUUGAAGUUAACCAUAAGAGUGAAAUCUUACUUUCUACAUCAACUGAAAUAAAAAAAAACUAUGGUAUUGAUCCUAAAAUAAAUUCUUGUAAUAUAGUUAAUGAAGAACAAAUCACUGAUCUAGGUAAAACCCUUGAAUGUAAAUCAGGACCACAAGAUUUUAAAAACAGUAGAAAAAGCACUGAUCUACUAUGGUUAUUCUUCUUUUUAAGUUUUGCCUUCAGCUGGUUAUGCUUGGGAGUUUAUGUUGGGGCUACUUCAAACACUACUUCAUUUUUAUCAACUUAUGGCAGUUACAAAGAAGAAUGUUAUUCUAAUGAUAAAAAAUAUCUGAUGUACUUUGGAUUGGCUAAUUACUUUAAAAAUACCGUGUUCUCAUCCUUAACUGAUAUAUACAUUAAAUCAAAAUUUUGUCCCACAGGAAAGGCGUGUGUUUCAAAAUGCCCAACUACCAUUUGGACAGCAGAACUAUUUCUGAAACGUAUUUUACCGUUCAACUAUUCAUUGAUACAAGGAAGUCUGAUAUGUGUUAAUGACAGAGUUAAAAAUAACAUUACCACAUUACAUGAAUUAGAAGAUAUUGUUAAUAAGAAUCUUUGUGCAAGAGACUAUUCGUUUAAUCUUCCAGUUUUAAACUUGUGUUUACCAUUUGAAUUAAUGAUCAGUUGGAUUGCAAAUCAAUUUAAGUUGUCUGUGGUCAUCAAUGUUGCAGAAUUGUUUUAUUUAUGCGUACUAGAAAAUGUAAUGUAUUUGCAAAUAUUAUUUUCUUCAUCCUGUCUCAUAUUAAUUAUAUAUGUCUUCUUAUUGCGAUGGAUUGCAGCACCAUUGUUGAAGAUCUCCAUUAUCGGAUUUAUUUUAUUUGCAAUAAUAGGAUUUAUUUUCACAGCUCUGGGUUACUUUGGUAUUGAAUCUAAAGGUUCUUUUAAAUUUUACAAAAUCUCAUUUAUUCAAGAAGGAUCUUAUUUUUCUCUUAUAUGUGUUAUUUUGGCAGCUAUUUUCCUUUUAGUUGUCAUUAAGAAAGUUUUUGAUUUAAUUCGCUUGAAAAAUUACAUAAAGCCUGCAUUGAUGCUUAUUACAGAAACCUGCAAUAUUCUUCUUCAAAUUAAAGGAUCUCUAUUUUUCAUUUUUAUAAUCAUACAUGCAUAUUUAGCAUUAGUAAUUUGGGCAUGGAAUAUAGUGAUCAGUUUGAUGAGUGAUUCAAACCUAGACUGCAAAAUUCACAAUCAAUAUAAUUUACCUUGUAACUGCACAGGAGAAUAUCAGAAUGCGAUUGAAGGGAAUAAAUGUCAUCCAGAAAAUUUCACCCAGUUCUGCUCAAACUGUAUUUGUUAUAAGCCUAGUGUGAUCAAAUUUUAUUUUGUUAUGGUCCUUCGAAUUUUUAAUGUAUUAGCUGUCAUCUGGACCAUUAUGUUCAUUUAUGCAUUUUCUAAGAUGAUGUUGGCAUAUUCACUAUAUACAUGGUAUAAUAAUGCUGACAAGAAAGAAUUACCACCAUCUCUUGUAAUAUCUUCAACUAAAACUAUAUUAAAGUACCACAUGGGUACAGCAGCAUAUGGCUCUUUUGGAAUAUUGCAGACUGUUAUUCAUAAAAUUAUAGUAGUUAUAAGGUUGUGCCCGAAGUUCAAACAUAUUUGCCCAUUCAAUAUUAAUUUACCAGCACCUGUAGACAAAUAUUCACUUAUAAUUAGUGCAGUGAAUGGAACAGGCUUGAAAAAUUCAACAGAAAAAAUAAAUAGUAAAAUAAUAGAAGAUGGAGGAAGAAAACGACUAAAUAAAACUACUCAAAAGAUAUUGAACAUUAUGAAAUGGACAAUUUGCUUAACACUGAUCAUCUUUCUUUUCUUAAUACCACAUGAGGAGACAUUUUGUUUAGAAAUUGCUCUCUGGUUGUUAUGCUUUUGCAUAUAUCUUAUUUCUACUGUUUACAUACAAGUCUGCAAGAUUGUAGCCGACUCUUUAGUUUAUUGUUACAUCCAAGAUCAAAAUAGCAAGAGUAAAAUGAAAAAAAUGAUUCCUGAAAGUCUGAAAAGCUUUUUUGAAAACCAAGAAAGUUUCAGUUGUGAAAAUCAUCAAGAUCAAGAUUCGUCUGGAAAUGGCAUCCACCGCUAA
Nezara viridula (southern green stink bug) is the source of this 2295-nucleotide messenger RNA. NCBI's taxonomy places the organism in Eukaryota, Metazoa, Arthropoda, Insecta, Hemiptera, Pentatomidae. The record is from the annotation of a GenBank genome assembly.